Molecule: messenger RNA, 420 nt
Organism: Suillus fuscotomentosus
Lineage: Eukaryota; Fungi; Basidiomycota; Agaricomycetes; Boletales; Suillaceae
Exons: 2
Coding region: 1-420 (139 amino acids)
Source: RefSeq, a predicted model, not a curated record
AUGCCACCAUUGAACACACCAGGCCUUGCCGAUAUCAAACAGCUCGAGUUGCAAGAACUCAAGGACAUCAACAAGGAGUUGACUGAGGAGAAUAAGAUCCUCAAGGCAAACCAGCCAAAGUGCAAGAAGAAGGGUCAAAAUGUCUCCGAGGAAAGCAUGGCCUUUGAUGAAGAGAUCCACUUAUGUGGUCGCAAGUAUGGUGCCUGCUAUGAAAUGUUUGUGCCAGACAGGCAACUUCUUCAGCAUCCUAAUCCUACAUUCCCUCCGCCUCUCAAUGAACUGUCACACUAUGAAAUGCUAGCCAGCCUUGCUUGCAGAGCUAUUUGGUCUACUUCCAUUACACAUCCUGUACCCCAAUCACUCAAUGCAAUGCAACUCUUUUUAUGGUCUUCAAUUUAUUAUAAGUUAAUAAGGCUAUAG